AUGUUUGGUAAUACACAAUGCUUACUAUCCGUAGUACUAGUGAUUUUGAAUAAUAGAGGGAUUGCAAAACAAAGUCAAGAUGAUGUUAAGACCAAGGAAAACUUUGAUUUAAAUACCACUCACAUAAUCAUUCAGAGCAUCCUUCUUUGUGGACCAGACGUCGUCUGUGAUAAGUCGAUCCUUUCUUCUCUUGGGAUUCGAAUUGACUCAGAUGUGGUUCCUCCAAACAGGUGCCCUUAUUGUACUUGUCAAGAAUAUGACUGUUAUUCCAAAUGGUCUAACCAUCCCUGCUGUCCAGACUUAUUCUUUCAGAAAUCUUUAUUAGAAUGCACCGAUACUUACGUUGCUCCGUUCAGAUUUUCAAAACCAGAUCUCAUGGUGUCCCGUUGUCCGGUUGGUACAGGGGCCAUUUUAUCCGGUAACUGUACCAAGGAACAUGAAGAAAAAGACCUACUAACGCUACCACCGGUUGCUUCAUCAACAAGCUGGAUAUCCUACAAAAACAAAUACUGCGCUUUGUGUCAUAACGAGACGAAUUACCUGGAAUGGGUAUUAUCUUUCAAGUGCCUAGUUCCAACUGAUAUCAACCAUCGUUCGUCAUCCGAUGAUCUUAUUGCUUUCGCCAAAUCAGAAUCCUGUGGCAUUCAUUUCGAGCAUCCAGACAUAGGGCCACAUAUGAAGCUUUGCCCUACUCGUUACAAUAAAAUAAUCGGUGCAUGCAAUGUAUCAGGCACUUGGUUGCAUUAUGACGACCAAAUACAAACUGCAUGUCAAAGUGGGUAUGAAGCACGUUAUGGCAUAUUUAAAAAUAUUUUCUGCAAAAUUUGCAACCCCCCGAAAUUCGAAGAGCGGGUUUUGAUUACAGCCUGUGAACACUCAAGCAUCUUUGAGGAUGCUUGCUUGAAUCUGACUUUCCUGCAGGCUUCAUUCCCCUAUAAGAAUUAUUUUUGCUUCGUUUGCAACCACGGCGACAAUAAUGAAGAAUACUACAAUGAUGUUAGGUUCAUAGCCGCCAAUGAGACAUAUUGGGGAAACGAAUUUAAAUUUGACAUUGAAAUUGCAUAUAUUGCAGACCAUGUAAAAGUGUAUUUGCAGGAAAAUGUGGAGAAAAUAGAGUCAAACGUACUUAAUAUAAAUACAGAGGCCAUAAAACCAUCAGAAGAGCCGAUGCAGACUAAUUUUCAAAGAACGGUUGAAAUGUUCGAGCUGCCAAUAGAUAAUACCAUCUGUUCAAUGAGAUCAAGUAAUGGAACCUCCCCGGAUACUCCGCCCGAUAAUCUCUCACUUUUUCGUUAUUCAAUCAACUUGACAAAUCUAGUUUAUGCCGGUUUCUCUUUAUCAGGAACAGGUACCUGCACACCAGGGUUAUUACCAAACUAUACAUUGUCCCUACGAAGAGACUGUUCCUGUUCUGCGGGCUGCGUUUUUGGUUGCUGUGACGAUUUUUCGAUAAGGCAAAAAUGGACUUGCAUCAGUGAUGUGUAUCCGGGAAGCGAGGGAAAUGAUGCGUAUAAGAACUUUCGUGCAAUAAAUGGAUGUCUUCGCACGAAUUAUUUAGGAAAACUCUGCACACAGAAAAAUGUUUCUCAUUUUUACCAUUCUACUCCAGUGCAACAUACAUAUUGGUCAUUUCAACAAGUGAUAGACAGUUUCAAAGAAAGUUCCUGUGAUAUAAGGUUUCAUGUUCCAUUUUUUACCGAGAGAUGUAGUGACGUUUGUGAUGUAGAAAUAUCAUCUUGUAAUCUGUCGGGGACAUGGAAAUCGUACAACAAAGAUGUACAAAUAGCGUGUGAACAAGCAGACGCCUUGACGUUUCCGCCUGUAAGCUCGGGUUUGGUAGCCUACAAAAAUAAAUUCUGUUUAAUCUGUAACCCAACUGAAGUGAAUUCGUCUGAAAUAAUACAGACAUGUAAACAAGACAAAGAUCCAAACUUAGUCAAAGCUUGUCUUCAAUUUCAAAGCAUUCAUGUUUGCUCCCAGUACAAAAACAUUUUCUGUGAAAUGUGCAAUGAUAUGAACGUAUCCUGUGAGGGCAUUGUUUAUUGGAACUACACCACUGGUGAAGUUCAUGGGAGUACUUUUCCCUAUGAUUUCAGCUUCCGGUUGCCAUUUUCUUUAGCUGCAUAUGAUAAAAAUGAUGAUAAGACAUUACUGGAGAGCCCUUUAAGCUGUUUACCAAACCAAAUCUACGAUGAACGACUUAAAUCAUGCAAGGACCUGAUCUGUUUUCCAGGCAAGACCCUCUGGAAUGGUACGUGUGUUUCUGUUCUGGCAGCAUCGACCAAUCUGCGUUAUACUUUGGCUACUAAAGUCAAAUUUACCCUUCUAACAGGCAAUACUGGAACUGUCCAAGGAACAUUAUUCAAGUUCAAAGCCUUACUAUGGGAGAAAAUACAUCAAUUGACCCAGAGAACAGAGACACAUUAUACUGCAAUUGAAAAUUUUAUCUUAAUGGUCUCCACGGGCUGUCGAACUUUGAAUGUAAGGCAGGGCGAAAUUUAUUCGUAUGUUAAAUUUGUAAUAACGAAACAAAUUAACAGAGAUGAGUUGGAGGAAAGGCUUGUUCUUUUCAUGGAAACUGCUUCAAAUUGGACCCUUUCGAACACAACCAUUGCAGAAGUUGCAAUGUCUGUUAGUGAAAGAGCAUUUAUGUUGCCCUACCUCUCGAUGCGAUUUAACAGAAAACGACAAUGUUUCAUCUUUCAAGACAGACUGGAUUGCCAGUCUAGCGCAUACAGAAAUAAUCUAAUAAGUCCUUUGCUUACUUGCCCACAAAUUCAAAUCAAAGAAAAUGAUUUUGGAUCAGCAUUAGUCGACAUUCAAACUGAUUACACCUUUUCUGGUUUUUCCAUUUAUCAGUCCAGGGCGGCAAACAUUGGAUUCCGGAUAUGUGCCAGAGACUUGUCUGAAAUUAAAUUGAAGGGCUUGAAAGAGAGCCGAUUUUUGUCUACAUUAACUCUGAUUUGUAUUUGUGUCUCUCUUGUAGCCCUUUUGCUUACUUUCUUAACGUACUGUCUAUUCCCAAGUAUCCGAACUCUUCCUGGAAUUAAUAACAUGAUUUUGGUUCUGUUUUUAUUUUUGGCACAGACGUGUUUGAUUGUUCGUCCUUUGUCCUACACAUCUGGUCUAGAAGUUGUAUCAGCUUUGUCACAUUUUUCAUGGCUGUUGGUAUUUUUCUGGCUUCAAAUUUGCUCUUUUCAUAUGUUUCGUGUCUUCACUGCCAAGCAAAGAUGGGAUAAUUCUCCAACAUCUAUCAAGAAAACUGUUACAAAGUAUUUCUUGUAUGCUUUUGGUAGCGCAACGAUUAUUGUUACCUCAAACAUUGUUACUUCCCUUAUAUUAUCUAAUGGUCAAAACACAGGUUAUGACAAGGCAUUAACGUUGAUGACACAUAGAACGGCCUUCAUCAUCACUCUACUUGUUCCCUUAAUUUUCGUCUGCUUAACGAACAUAUUUUUCUAUAUAUUGACGGCGUACAAGAUCUGUUCCUCUCCAGAUAUUGAAAGUACAACCGGAAAUAGAGUACAAUUUUCUGUUUAUAUCAAGCUGUUUACCUUGACGGGUCUUUCCUGGAUGCUUCAAAUCAUUGACGCUUUCAUAGAUGUUUCAGUGUUUUCGUAUGUUGUUGCAAUUUUGAACGGUUUACAAGGAUUGUUAAUCUUUCUUAGUUGUGUCUGUAAUGACAGAGUGUGGAAUUUGUACAAGAUAGCGUUGGGUCAAAAUAGAUAUUUCCACCCACGUCAAUCCACAACACAUUCCCAAUCCCACUCAUCUUCAAAAUGA
Messenger RNA from Saccostrea cuccullata (small rock oyster), 3783 nucleotides. RefSeq lists its product as uncharacterized. The coding region runs from base 1 to 3783 and encodes 1260 amino acids. Gene Ontology annotation, cellular component: membrane. The record is from RefSeq and is a predicted model, not a curated record. Gene Ontology annotation, biological process: G protein-coupled receptor signaling pathway; cell surface receptor signaling pathway. NCBI's taxonomy places the organism in Eukaryota, Metazoa, Mollusca, Bivalvia, Ostreida, Ostreidae. The transcript is spliced from 3 exons. Gene Ontology annotation, molecular function: G protein-coupled receptor activity.